AGCCCGAGGCGCCGCCCCGGGCUUGGCGCCGACGUGGCCGGGCGGCCGCGCUCCGUCCCCGUUCCCCCACCGCCACCCUCAGCGGCCAUGGGCGGCGCCGCCAUCUUCUCGCUGCUGUUGGCGGUGGCGGCGACAUGGGGCGGCCCCGAGGUGCGCAGCCUGAGGGGCAGCUGGCGGCUGGGCAACGGCAACGGCUCGCUGCGGCUGCCGGCGGAGGUGCCGGGCUGCGCCCACACCGCCCUGCACCGCCGGGGUCUCGUCCAGGAUCCAUAUUACAGAUUUAAUGAUGUGAUGUACAGGUGGAUCUCUCUGGAUAACUGGACUUACAGCAGGACGUUCAAAACUCCUUUUGACGUCAGAAAGUGGCAGAGAAUUAAUUUGGUUUUUGAAGGAGUAGAUACAGUAGCACACAUCUUGAUCAACAAUGUCACUCUUGGGACAACAGAUAACAUGUUCAACAGAUACAGCUUUGAUAUUACCAGCGUGAUCAAGGAGGUCAAUUUUGUUGAAGUCCGUUUCUUAUCAGCAAUUUCAUACGCUGCAGAGCAGAGCAGAUGUCACACAGCAUACAGCAUCCCCCCGGCGUGCCCUCCACCUGUGCAGAAAGGAGAGUGCCAUGCCAAUUUCAUCAGAAAGGAGCAGUGUUCAUUUGGUUGGGACUGGGGCCCUUCUUUUCCCACUCAAGGAAUCUGGAAAGAUGUUAGGAUUGAGGCCUAUAACUAUUAUCACCUGAUCUACUUUUCUUUAACUCCUUUCUUUGUAAAGAGCACCCAGCAGUGGAGUCUUGAAAUCGAGUCCAUCUUCGAUGUAGUCAGCUCCAAGCCAAUUGCAGGUCUGGUGACUGUGAACAUUCCCAAGCUGCAAACACAGCAAACAUACAAUGUGAAGCUUCAACCUGGAGAAGGCAGCAUUGUGCUGCUUGUAAACAUCAACAAGAGUUCCACAGUGGAAGCUUGGUGGCCGAAUGGACAUGGGAAACAAACUGGAUAUAACGUGACAACAACUUUCAUCAUGGAGGCAGGAUACAAGAUUGAGAAAUUUUCAAAGGCCUAUUUUCGGACAGUGGAACUUGUUCAGGAGCCUAUUCCUGGGUCACCAGGUCUGAGUUUCUACUUCAGAAUCAAUGGCCGACCCAUUUUCAUCAAGGGCUCAAAUUGGAUUCCAGCAGAUUCUUUCCAGGACAGAGUGACCUAUGACAAAUUAUGGCUACUCCUGAAGUCUGCAGCAGAUGCUAACAUGAAUGCACUUCGGGUCUGGGGAGGAGGAGUAUACGAGCAAGAUGAUUUUUAUGAUAUUUGCGAUGAACUAGGAAUAAUGAUUUGGCAGGAUUUUAUGUUUGCAUGUGCGCUGUAUCCAACUGACCAGAAUUACUUGGAAUCAGUAAGAGCAGAAGUUUCUCAUCAGGUAAGGCGGUUAAAAUCCCAUCCAUCAAUUAUUUUGUGGAGUGGUAACAAUGAAAAUGAAGCAGCAAUUGCAAGUGACUGGUUCUCCAUACCACAUGCUGACAGAGAAGUCUAUGUCAAAGAUUACGUGCUGCUGUAUGUGAAGAACAUCCGAGAAAUAGUUCUUGCUGAAGAUAAGAGUCGUCCUUUUGUUGCAUCCAGUCCUACCAAUGGCGUGGAGUCAGUUAAAGAAGGCUGGAUCUCCCAGAACCCUUACGAUACCCAUUAUGGUGACACUCACUUUUACGACUACAGCAGUGACUGCUGGAACUGGACAGUGUAUCCUAAAACUCGUUUUGCUUCAGAAUAUGGAUUUCAGUCCUGGCCAUCCUUCAGUACACUGGAAAAGGUUUCCUCCACUGAGGACUGGUCCUACACAAGCAAUUUUUCUCUCCAUCGACAGCACCAUGAAAAUGGCAAUGACCAGAUGCUUCAACAGAUUGGGUAUCAUUUCAAGCUUCCCCAGACGACAGAUCCCAUAAAAAAGUUCAAAGAUACGAUCUACCUCACUCAGGUGAUGCAGGCUCAGUGUACAAAGACAGAAACUGAAUUCUAUCGUUCUAGUCAAAGCGAAAUAAUCAACGGAGAAGGUCACACAAUGGGUGCUCUGUAUUGGCAACUCAAUGACAUCUGGCAAGCACCUUCGUGGGCUUCCUUGGAGUACGGUGGUAAGUGGAAGCUGCUUCAUUAUUUUGCCCAGCACUUCUUUGCCCCACUGCUGCCUGUGGCCUAUGAAGACAAAGGCGUGUUGUGCAUCUACGGUGUCUCAGAUCUUCACACGGACCACGAGCUGACUCUGAAGGUCACCGUGCACUCAUGGAGUUCUCUGGAGCCGGUAUGCACCCUUGCCAAAGACGGCGUGACUGUUAGAGCACAAAGUGCUGUCCCCAUCUACAAGGAGUCCAUAAACGACUUGCUGGAAAGAUGCAGAAAUUGCACCAGGAAAAGCUGCGUUGUUACUUUUUAUCUUGUGGGAGAAGGUGGGCUCCGGAGCCCCACAAAUCACCACUUCCUCUCGUCCCUGAAGGAUGCUGUCGGAUUGGAAAAGGCGCAACUAAGUGCUGCUGUAUCCCAAAAAGAUGACGUUUAUGUAUUUGAUCUCCAGACAACUGCAGUUGCUCCUUUUGUGACUCUGGAUGUAGGGAGUAUAAAAGGCAGAUUUAGUGACAACGGUUUCCUCAUGAUCGAAAAGAAGAAAGUGGUUGUGUUUUAUCCUUGGGAGCCUACCAGUGCUGAAGAGCUAGAAAAGUCGCUCACCUUGACAUCUCUGAUGGACGUUGCCUGAGGAUUUCUUUCUAGUGUGAAAGAAAGAAGUGAAACAGGAAGAGGAAAAACUCAGAAGAAUUUGACUGAAGUAGAAGUGAGGUGUAUGAGAUGAGCUGACUGGAGAAUAUAUUGUCCAUUCCUGUCCUGUGUGAAUUUUAACUGCUGGUUCAAUGUAAAGAUACCAACAACAAAGCUUGCUUAUAAUAUAUAUGAUGCAUUGAAAGUGAGGCUUUGUCAGGUAACUGGAAAAAUGUGUCCCACAUAAAAUGGGUGGGGUCAAUUGAUGCAAGAGAGCUGGCUUGAGUCCUCCAAUUCACUUGAGAAGGAUCACAGGGUUGUGGAUAUCUCAUAAGUAAGAGGGAGGACAAAUAUGUACCUCCACACCCUGUUUGUAAAACCCCAUAUUUUUUCCUGGAUAAUGUGGUGUGAGACGUGUCUGGCUGUAGGAAAAGGGAGAGGAGAAGAGUUGGCCAAAGGUGCAAGGAGAAAGGAGGUGGUGGAGAGAAGAAAUGGUCAUGUGUGAGGAUCACAGAGUUAUAAACGGUUCCCUUUUCUCUACAAGAGGCACAGGGCCUCCUCUCCUUCCAGAGGGGUUGGCUCAGUUUCGUUUAUCAAGCAAAUUGUGUCAUAAUUAGGUUUUAUGUUUUGGUUUGUGUCUUUUUAACCUCUUGUGUGUGUGUUACCUGUGAAACGUGACAUGGACAUCAUCAAAGGGAAACCUGAGUAUCUGAAACAUCUCAGUGUGUGGGUUCCCUGUAGAAGACAGCGUUUACUCAUGAUGAGAUCUGGUGGCACGUUAUGCUCCUUAGGCCACGCAGAGUAACGGUGCUUCACCUUGUACUCUGUUUUUGAACAAGUUGUUUUUAAAAUGUUUUGGUUUCCUGUGGAAAUGUCUCACUUGGGCGUAUGAUACAAAGAAAAUGUGCUUCAGGGUAGGGGGCUGCAGCAGUCUGCGGAGCCAAAAGCUGGAGAUUUGGCCGUCACGAAGCCCAGGCCGUGGAGCUGUGCCACAGGCAGGUUGCUAAACAUUGGUCCUGUGUGUCUGAUGAGGUUUGAAACGCAGCUGGGAUCUUGCUGGGGUUCCACGGGGCACCUGCCACAGCGCAGCCACAUUUUCCUGCACAGCACCGAGCAGAAUCAGCACUUCAGAGCAGAAAGUGUUUGACUGAAUUGUGCUGGGGACAGUUUUUCACCACCUUCGCAGUGAAAGCACCGUGUGGGUGGCGUGUGCUGCUGGUGCUGGGGUCUGGAGCAUGUGUGGGGAGGGUGUGUGCGUCCCAUUCGCUGGUCAGUCCGAAAAGCUGAAAUGAAGGGCUGCUUUGUUGCAGUGAUUGCAGUUUUAAUGGCAAACGGAUGAGCACGUUGACUGAUGCUCGGUGAUCUGCGGCUGUUGUUGAAUGGUUCAUUAACCAAAACUGACCUAGUCCUCAGCAAGAGGAAAAACUUGGCCAUAAAAGGGAAACGAUGAACGGAAGCUCUUACAAAUGCUUUUGUAGGUAAUCAGAACUGCUAAGGAGAGCUUAUCUGAUUAAAGAGUUGUUCUAGUUGAAAGAAGACACAAAAGUAAUCAAAAUAUGCAUAUGUGUAUAUGCCAGUAUUUAUAGAGUAUGUAAAAUAAAUAGGGAAAAUGAUAGCCAUGAGUAAAACCGAACAGUAAGAAAAUGCACACAGUACUUAAGAGUUACCCAAGAGGCAUCUUGGGCCAACAAUAUAAGAAAAAUACGGGAUUGUUUCAGUGUCCUGGGAUCAAGUGGGAUCCGAACAGCAGCAGAGUCUGGAUAAGGCAAGGAUGGAAGAAAGCAACUGCUGUGCAGAAAAUUCGGAAUAAAUAUUAUUAAUAAAUAUUGCUGCAGCUUAUCAGGAAAAGAACAGGUUGGUCAAUGUCUUUGUCUUGCAUUGAGGUAGAAAUGUCUCCAGGAAAUCUAGCUGGAGUUUGAAAAUGACACUUGAUAGUGUCAAACAAAUAAAACUGACAGAAUUACUUCAAAGGAUAUUGGAAGGACUAUCUUAAGACCAAUGAUAUUUGUUCUGAGUGCAUCUUGGAAUAUAAAUGAAGUUUUAGAGUCAUAGUAGAGAUCUUUCAGAUCUGUAGAAGCCAUCAACCAGGAAUUUGGAUAGGUGUGAACUUGUUUAACCUGCUGUGAACUGCAGGUAAAAUCAUGAAAGAAUAUGACGUGGUUCUUCAGCACUGAAUGAAGUGGCCGUGCAACCCGUGGCCAUCAGCAAUGGUAUGCAGCAGAGUGUUCUUACCUAAGAUGCUUUUUGAUAUUUUUUUCCAGUUACUGUAUUGGCAUAAAAAGGUUAAGAGAAAUUUUUAAUUAUUAUUUUUGAAGGUCAGAGGCUCUCUAAAGCUUAUGCCCAUUCCUUCUCGCUAGAAAAAUUGAAUUCACACUGUAAUCAAAGAUUUGUGAUUGCUCAAGCCAAAUUCCUGGUCUGAAAGCAGAAUUAAUGGGAGAGAUUCCCUUCCAUUAUUGUCUUAAUAUCCUUAAUAUAUUCCUUUGGUUUAACGGUGUAGCAGCAGGUUUGUAUUUACAGGUGCUAUUUCCUUCCUCCCCAGCACAGCAGUGGCUGUACCAUCUGCCUUUGUUGUCCAUUUCCCCUUAGUACUUUUGCUGUUCCAUACUGUGACUUAAUACAUUAAUUACGUACUUAAUUACAUUGUUCUGCCUUUGUCUCAGGUCAGGGCAAAGACAGGAAUGCAACAAUGAGGAGAUCUUCAGAGAAUCUCAGCUGCGCUUGUAUGGCCAGGGUGGGAAUCAUCCGCAGGAGGACUGGGAAAUGGGUCUGCAGCAGGAAUCUUCUGAAUCCAGCAAAAAUGUGGACACAGCCUUUGUUGGUCACUCCAGAACUGCUCUACUUCAACAAGAGUGUGCUCCAGAAGAGCUGGAAGCUGUUGGGUGAGUGUUGACCAUUGCAUCUUGAGCUAAUGAAUAGUCAUCAUUGUUCCUGUCACUCCAAGGGAGGGAGGGUUGCUCUUUUUCCUUAAACACAGAUAAACAGCACCUCAUUGGCCCAGAGAAGGGAGAAAAGAUGCUUCCUAUACCGCUACAUGCAAGUAAGAUCCUCUCCACAGUCUACAGAAUCUCUGAAUGCCUCUAACUUUCCACUAUCACAUUUAGCUUUCAAGUGUCUAAAUACAUCAUAAGAUGACACUGGAAACUUACAGCUGCGGCAAUGACUCUAAAAAAUUAAGAGCGCGGUUCCUCUGUGCGCCUGCUUCUUCCUCACUGCUGCGAGGAGGCAGCAGCGUGCUCUGGCACUCCCAGCAGCACAAGGCAGUGUGCCCCGUACAGCCUGACCACCUACCGCCAGGGAUAAAAGACUGAACUAGAGUUGCUUCAAAGGGACUGCAAGGAAAGAAGCUGGCAUGCCACUUACAGUAUGUGAAUGCAGGGGGCCUCAAGACAGCUCUCCUGCUGUUCGUUGCAUGAUCACUCACCUGACGAGUAACAGUUAUGCACAUUUGGCCAUGAAGUAUGUAAGAAAAUACAGACCCAAGCGUCUUCUGCUGGUUUGAAAGCAGAGCAGGGCCAGAAGUACGGCAAAAGGUGCUCAUCAACAGACAGCUUGCCCUGGUGACCUGCAAGAUUGUAGAAACCUUGAUGGAAGUCUCUGCCACCCCCCUGGGCUGUGCUGGAAAUGAUGUGACAGUAGAAGGAACUACACCAGGUUACCGAAGACUGCUGUGAACCAAGAACACCCCUGUCAGAGCUCCACCUCUGUGUCAAGACAGCAGACUACAAGUGGGCGGAGAUGAUGAAAGAGCUUCUACUGUGUUGUCCUCCUGGUGAGGCUGCCUUUGCGAGAUGGAUUGUGCAGUUCUGAAUGAUUUCAAUGGCUUCCGUGUGACCCAUCUGUCUCAAAGCAGCACUCAGCUCUUCAAUUGUACCACCAGAAACCUAAGAGAGAAGACGACAGCAGAUGCUCAGCACCACCCAGCCUAGCUAAAACCCAGGGGCUGCACUGUUGCACCAUGCGGGAGGAUGAGGCUCAGCACACAGCGGUAUGUUCCUUAAUACCUGUAACAGCCACAUUACCUCAUAGUUAUCUAGCAGAGUUCUUGAGGGGGAAGGGCACAACCUGAAGGCGUUACAAAGAAUGCCAAGACCCAGCUUUUGUGCGAGAGUAAACCAGUUUUUGCUUGGAUCCUGUACUUCCAGUACUUUGCAAAGCUGCAUCUUGACGCUUUCAUUCAGCUCUCUUACAUGUCCUGGGGAACAGAGAAAUUAUUUAUUAUUUAUACAAAUCAUGCACCAGUUCAUUUCUAAGCAGAAACAAAGCCAAAUUAAAGAGCAUCUAUUUUAGUGUCCGUUGGUGUUUACUAAUAUAUUGGUGUAGUCUUGAAAAUUAACCUUGUAACCUUGUGUCCUUGUGACCUACCUCUUCACAGAAUUAUGCUUAGUCUAAGGAUGUGUGUGUGGGGAAGGGUGUCCCUCUUCUGCCUCCCCAGCUUGCUCACAAGGAAUGGUGGGGUUAUUUCUUCUGCAAAUAUGCUUUCAGUGUAACUGUUAAUUACUAGAGGGAUAUUGUUAAGUUAUCUUUACAGAUGAUACCUUGUGUCAGUAAGUCCUCCGAAACUGCUGCUGCUGGUUUGUAAGGUUUGUCAUUUAAUAUGUCGUAUACCUAAGAGAAUACAUUAAAGUCAGUAUUUAGCAAAA
This is a messenger RNA of Anas platyrhynchos (mallard), 7366 nucleotides long. The record is from RefSeq and is a predicted model, not a curated record. NCBI's taxonomy places the organism in Eukaryota, Metazoa, Chordata, Aves, Anseriformes, Anatidae.